Messenger RNA from Lactuca saligna, 570 nucleotides. The record is from the annotation of a GenBank genome assembly. NCBI's taxonomy places the organism in Eukaryota, Viridiplantae, Streptophyta, Magnoliopsida, Asterales, Asteraceae.
AUGAAGACAAGGAUAAGGAUUGAGAAGAGUAGUAUUUUGAAAAUGAAUGCAAUGAUAGCUGAUGGACAAGUUACAAAGGUUGAUUAUAUAAAAGUGCAGAGUGAGAACGAUCUUUUUGGGUACGAUAGUUACACGUACUUAACUUGGGAUGAUUUUGAAGCACUUCUUACAAUGGAUGAGCUGACUGGUGCUAUCAUUGUGUCUUAUAUGAUAAGACAUUGGGUAUUGGUUGUACUAGACAUGAAAUCGGAUACUUGCUAUUAUCUUGAUUCCUUGAGUUCUGGCAAUUUCAAUAUGCAGUUGAAGCAAAUUGUGGAUUCGGAAAUGGUUCUGUACACUACACAAAGUGGAUCCAACAAUCGAGUUAAACUAAAUUUGUGUCCAGUUCAACCCGGAUCUACCGAAUGUGGCUACUACAUGCUAAGGUUCAUGAAGGAGAUAGUGGAAAAACAAAUUGAAGUGUUGGUCAAUGAUAAUAUCAGGGAUGGAAAAGUUGAGUACACAACCGAUGAUAUCGAUAAGAUACGUGAAGAAUGUUCAGAGUUUGUUAUGGGAUUCAUUUAUCGAUGA